AUGGUCGUUCUCAUAACCUCCGAUGAUGAGCGAAUCGUUGUGGAGGAUGAUAUUGCCAAACGAUCGGGACUGAUCAGGGAUUUGCUUGCCGCGCCUUGGGAUCCCAAGGACGGAGAUCGUGAAUAUAUGGGUAUUGAGCUCCCAAUCGUGUCCUCAGACGUACUCAAGAAGAUCCUGGAGUACUGCGAGCAUCACAAGGAAGAGCCUUUCGACGAUACCUACGAGUCAGAGGAUAUGUUUGCUGAUAUCGAUGAAUGGGACCUUAACUUCAUCACCGCUGAUCCGCAUAUGGCGUUUGAGAUCGUCCUCGCCGCAAACUACCUCGAGAUUCCGCCUCUUGUCUCUCUCGGAAGCAAGGCUGUUGCAAACAUGAUGAGGGGCAAGGAUGCUGAAGAGAUUUGCGAUAUGUUCAACAUUGAGAAAGACUUUGAGCCU
Molecule: messenger RNA, 435 nt
Organism: Punctularia strigosozonata HHB-11173 SS5
Lineage: Eukaryota; Fungi; Basidiomycota; Agaricomycetes; Corticiales; Punctulariaceae
Product: E3 ubiquitin ligase SCF complex Skp subunit
Exons: 3
Biological process (GO): mitotic cell cycle; SCF-dependent proteasomal ubiquitin-dependent protein catabolic process
Cellular component (GO): nucleus; cytoplasm
Molecular function (GO): cullin family protein binding
Source: RefSeq, a predicted model, not a curated record